Molecule: messenger RNA, 1159 nt
Organism: Prunus mume (Japanese apricot)
Lineage: Eukaryota; Viridiplantae; Streptophyta; Magnoliopsida; Rosales; Rosaceae
Gene: TET6
Product: tetraspanin6
Biological process (GO): auxin-activated signaling pathway
Cellular component (GO): membrane
Source: RefSeq, a predicted model, not a curated record
AAAAGGGAGAUAAGCAUUUUGAAUUCUUGAAGCUUUCAGCAGCACCAACACAGAGUAAAGCAUUGCCACCCAUAUAAAGAGAGAGAAAUUAGGAGUUAAAAAACACAAGUAGAAAACAACAGAGAGAGAGAGAGAGAACACAGAGAGAGAGAGAGAGAGAGAGAGAGAGAGAGAUGUAUAGGUUCAGCAACACAGUGAUAGGGUUCUUGAACCUUUUCACUCUCUUAGCAUCAAUACCCAUAAUUGGAGGAGGUCUAUGGAUGGCAAGGAGCAGCACCACAUGUGAAACCUUCCUCCAAACCCCGCUUCUGGUGGUGGGUUUUGUUGUGCUCAUCAUAUCUCUAGCAGGCUUCAUUGGUGCUUGCUUCAAUGUGGCUUGGGCACUUUGGGUGUACUUAGUGGUUAUGUUGCUCCUAAUUGCAACCCUAAUGGGUUUAACUGUGUUUGGGUUUGUGGUCACAAGUCAAGGUGGUGGAGUGGAUGUGCCUAGUAGGGUUUAUAAGGAGUACCAUCUUGAAGAUUACUCACCAUGGUUGAAGAAUAGGAUUAAGGAUCCUAACUAUUGGACUAAGAUUAGGAGUUGCAUAUUGGGGUCCAAGACUUGUGCUAAGCUUAUUGCUUGGACACCUCUUGAUUAUCUUGAGAGAGACAUGUCUCCCAUACAGUCUGGUUGUUGCAAGCCACCAACAUUAUGCAAUUACAACAUGGCAACCACAGUGAGUCAAGACCCGGACUGCUACCGGUGGAACAAUGCGCCCAACUUGUUAUGCUACGAGUGCGAUUCAUGCAAAGCUGGAGUGCUUGAAGACAUCAAAAGAGACUGGCACAAGCUCUCUGUCCUCAACAUUGUCAUGCUUGUGGUCCUCAUUGGAAUCUAUUCAAUUGGGUGCUGUGCUUUCCGGAACACCCAGAGAGCUGAAACGGACCACCCAUAUGGUCAGAACCGGAUGUCCAAAGUUCGACCCAGAUGGGAUUACUAUUGGUGGAGAUGGUGGCAUCACAGAAAAGAACAGCUUUAUUAGUUGAAGAAACUCUAUCUUCUUUCUGUUACUGUGAAUCUUGUUCUUAGGUGUGCUCUAAAGAUGGGACAAUUCAGUUGUUUUUUCAAUGUAUGGGAAUUAGAGGUCUCAAAUCCUCUUUUUGGAUAGACUUUUUAUUU